GCCAGCUGGCCACUAUAGCGUUCAGGCCUGUGCUGCAUGCUAGUACUCCCACCCGCAGUCUUUUCCAAUUCUUUCUCAUCAUUUUCUCCCAAAACCUUCUCUAUUAGUAUUUCUUCUUUCUGUAACCCUUGCAAAAUCCAUUUUCUGCAGAUCACAUUUUGAAGAUGCAAGAAAACAAAACGUCGAGCAAAAGGCAGAGUGAAGAUUUUUCAGCAGAAACGCCAAGGAAGAAACCAACUAGGGCUCUAAGAAUCCAAACUGAUUCAGACGAGGAAGUUGGUAUUGAAGAAAAAGUUUAUUAUUUUCGGGUUCUGUUGCCAAAUGGUAUAACUUUGGAGUUGCAAGUACGUAAACCGCCCACUGAAAUACCGGUUGAGGACUUUAUUAUUGUAGUGAAGCGAGAAUGCAUAAAUGUUGGGGGAAGAACAGAGUUCGGCCUGAAGUCCAAAAGGCAGAUUUAUUGGACGAGCAAGGAUUUGCAUUUUGUAGAUGCUUUUGAGAACAAGAUAACAAAGACGUUGGAUUUCCGGAAUCUUAAGCCUAAUUACAAGUCUCAUAUGUUAAGGCUUUGUGAUGGUUCAGCUGAAGCAGAUAAAUAUGAGAAUAUGUGGGAUCUUACGCCGGAUACUGAUUUGUUGAAGGAGCUACCCGAAGAAUAUACUUUUGAAACUGCACUUGCAGAUUUGAUUGAUAAUUCAUUGCAGGCUGUAUGGUCUAAUCAUGCAAACCAGAGGAGAUUAAUAAGUCUAGAGUUAACUGAGAAGAGGAUUACAAUAUUUGAUACAGGCCCUGGUAUGGAUGGAAGUGCUGAAAACUCUAUAGUCAAGUGGGGAAAGAUGGGAGCUUCUCUUCAUAGAUCAUCGAGAUACAAAGGCAUAGGAGGAAAACCUCCAUACUUAAUGCCUUUCUUUGGUAUGUUUGGUUAUGGAGGACCUAUUGCAUCUAUGCAUUUGGGAAGACGAGCCUCAGUUUCUUCAAAGACAAAGGAGUCUAAGAAAGUAUUUGUGUUACAUCUUGAGAGAGAAUCUCUGCUCAGCUGUUCUUCUUCUCAACACACUUGGAAGACCGAUGGAAGUGUUAGAGACCCCUUGGAAGAUGAGAUUCGAGAAUCAACUGAUGGUAGCUUCACUAAAGUUGAAAUUUUUCAUCUAAAGAUGAGAAGCGAAAGCAUACAGCAGUUACAAUACCAACUGAAGGAUAUAUACUUCCCUUAUAUUCAGGUUAGUGAUUUAUAG
Molecule: messenger RNA, 1235 nt
Organism: Nicotiana tabacum (common tobacco)
Lineage: Eukaryota; Viridiplantae; Streptophyta; Magnoliopsida; Solanales; Solanaceae
Source: RefSeq, a predicted model, not a curated record